Molecule: messenger RNA, 2961 nt
Organism: Pipistrellus nathusii (Nathusius's pipistrelle)
Lineage: Eukaryota; Metazoa; Chordata; Mammalia; Chiroptera; Vespertilionidae
Source: the annotation of a GenBank genome assembly
AUGGCUGGGGUUUUCUAUUUCGUCCUCUUUUCGCUUCUCUUUGGGGUUUGCAACGCUGUCACCGGUUCCAGGGUGUACCCCGCGAACGAAGUUACCUUAUUGGAUUCCAGAUCCGUUCAGGGAGAACUUGGGUGGAUAGCGAGCCCUCUGGAAGGAGGGUGGGAGGAAGUGAGUAUUAUGGAUGAAAAAAAUACACCCAUCCGAACCUACCAGGUGUGCAACGUGAUGGAACCCAGCCAGAACAACUGGCUCCGAACUGACUGGAUCACCCGGGAGGGCGCUCAAAGGGUGUACAUCGAGAUCAAGUUCACCUUGCGGGACUGCAACAGUCUCCCGGGCGUCAUGGGGACUUGCAAGGAGACCUUCAACCUGUACUACUACGAGUCGGACAGCGACAAAGAGCGUUUCAUCCGGGAGAGCCAGUUCGCCAAGAUCGACACCAUCGCCGCCGAUGAGAGCUUCACCCAGGUGGACAUCGGCGACCGGAUCAUGAAGCUGAACACCGAGGUCCGAGAUGUAGGGCCGCUGAGCAAAAAGGGGUUCUAUCUGGCCUUCCAGGACGUGGGCGCCUGCAUCGCCCUGGUGUCCGUCCGCGUGUUCUACAAGAAGUGCCCGCUGACGGUGCGCAACCUGGCCCAGUUUCCCGACACCAUCACCGGGGCCGACACGUCCUCGCUGGUGGAGGUCCGCGGCUCCUGCGUCAACAACUCCGAGGAGAAGGAUGUGCCAAAGAUGUACUGCGGGGCAGAUGGCGAGUGGCUGGUGCCCAUUGGCAACUGCCUGUGCCAUGCCGGGCACGAAGAGCGGAAUGGAGAAUGCCAAGCCUGCAAAAUUGGAUAUUACAAAGCCCUCUCCACAGAUGCCACCUGUGCCAAGUGCCCACCCCAUAGCUACUCUGUCUGGGAAGGAGCCAUAUCCUGCACCUGUGAUCGAGGCUUUUUCAGAGCCGACAGUGAUGCCGCCUCAAUGCCCUGCACUCGCCCACCAUCAGCUCCCCUAAACUUGAUUUCAAAAGUCAAUGAGACUUCAGUGAACUUGGAAUGGAGCAGUCCUCAGAACACGGGCGGCCGCCAGGACAUUUCCUACAAUGUGGUGUGCAAGAAAUGUGGAGCUGGUGAUUCUAGCAAGUGCCGACCCUGUGGCAGUGGGGUCCACUACACCCCACAGCAGAAUGGCCUGAAGACCACUAAAGUCUCCAUCACUGACCUCCUGGCUCAUACCAAUUACACAUUUGAAAUCUGGGCGGUGAACGGAGUGUCCAAGUAUAACCCUAGCCCAGAUCAGUCAGUGUCUGUCACCGUGACAACCAACCAAGCAGCACCAUCAUCUAUUGCUUUGGUCCAGGCUAAAGAAGUUACCAGAUACAGUGUUGCCCUGGCUUGGCUAGAACCAGAUCGGCCCAAUGGAGUGAUCUUAGAGUAUGAAGUCAAGUAUUAUGAGAAGGAUCAGAAUGAGCGAAGCUAUCGCAUUGUCCGGACCGCUGCCAGGAACACUGAUAUCAAAGGUCUGAAUCCUCUGACUUCCUAUGUUUUCCAUGUUCGGGCCAGGACAGCAGCUGGCUAUGGAGAUUUCAGUGAGCCCCUGGAGGUCACAACCAACACAGUGCCUUCUCGGAUCAUUGGAGAUGGGGCCAACUCCACCGUCCUUCUGGUCUCUGUAGCUGGCAGUGUGGUGCUAGUGGUCAUUCUCAUCGCAGCUUUUGUCAUCAGCAGGAGACGGAGUAAAUACAGUAAAGCCAAGCAAGAAGCAGAUGAGGAGAAACAUUUGAAUCAAGGUGUUAGAACAUAUGUGGAUCCUUUUACAUACGAGGAUCCCAACCAAGCAGUUCGAGAAUUUGCCAAAGAAAUCGAUGCGUCCUGCAUUAAGAUAGAAAAAGUCAUAGGAGUUGGUGAAUUUGGUGAAGUCUGCAGCGGCCGUCUCAAAGUGCCUGGCAAGAGAGAGAUCUGUGUGGCCAUUAAGACGCUGAAAGCCGGCUACACAGACAAACAGAGGAGAGACUUCCUGAGCGAGGCCAGCAUCAUGGGACAGUUUGACCACCCGAAUAUAAUUCACAUGGAAGGCGUCGUCACCAAAUGUAAACCAGUGAUGAUCAUAACAGAGUACAUGGAGAAUGGCUCUUUGGAUGCAUUCCUCAGGAAGAAUGACGGCAGAUUCACAGUCAUUCAGCUGGUGGGCAUGCUUCGUGGCAUUGGGUCUGGGAUGAAGUACUUAUCUGAUAUGAGUUAUGUGCAUCGAGAUCUGGCUGCACGGAACAUUCUGGUAAACAGCAACUUGGUCUGCAAAGUGUCCGAUUUUGGCAUGUCCCGAGUACUUGAGGAUGAUCCGGAAGCAGCUUAUACCACAAGGGGUGGCAAGAUUCCUAUCCGGUGGACUGCGCCAGAAGCAAUUGCCUAUCGUAAAUUCACAUCAGCAAGUGAUGUAUGGAGCUACGGAAUUGUUAUGUGGGAAGUGAUGUCGUAUGGAGAGAGACCCUAUUGGGAUAUGUCCAAUCAAGAUGUGAUUAAAGCCAUUGAGGAAGGCUAUCGGCUACCCCCUCCAAUGGACUGCCCCAUCUCACUCCACCAGCUGAUGCUAGACUGCUGGCAGAAGGAGAGGAGUGACAGGCCUAAAUUUGGGCAGAUUGUCAACAUGUUGGACAAACUCAUCCGCAACCCCAGCAGCUUGAAGAGGACGGGAACAGAGAGCUCCAGACCCAACACUGCCUUGUUGGAUCCAAGCUCCCCUGAAUUCUCCGCCGUGGUUUCAGUGGGCGACUGGCUGCAGGCCAUUAAAAUGGACCGGUAUAAGGAUAAUUUCACGGCUGCUGGUUAUACCACACUAGAGGCUGUGGUGCACAUGAACCAGGACGACCUGGCACGAAUCGGCAUCACAGCUGUCACCCACCAGAAUAAGAUUUUGAACAACGUCCAGGCGAUGCGAACCCAAAUGCAGCAGAUACACGGCAGGAUGGUUCCCGUCUGA